Patella vulgata (common limpet) is the source of this 2085-nucleotide messenger RNA. RefSeq names its product D(2) dopamine receptor. Gene Ontology annotation, cellular component: plasma membrane. The transcript has a single exon. Bases 461 to 1819 code for a protein of 452 amino acids. The record is from RefSeq and is a predicted model, not a curated record. Gene Ontology annotation, molecular function: G protein-coupled receptor activity. Gene Ontology annotation, biological process: G protein-coupled receptor signaling pathway. NCBI's taxonomy places the organism in Eukaryota, Metazoa, Mollusca, Gastropoda, Patellidae.
UCAUCUCAUCUCUAGUAUACAUAUAUUAGGAGGACUAAAUCCAAGUGAAUUCAAAUCCUAUUUCUACAGCAGAGGAAAAUGUCAUAUUAUGAGAUAAUUGUAACCUUCUAUUCAGUUCUUAAGGAGAACUAAUCCAAGUGAUGUCAAUGAUUUUUAAAAGUAAAAUAUGGAUUAUACUGCCCUGGAAAGCGAGAAAAAAUAUUCGCGGUAGACACAAUUGUAACCGUGGAAGAAACUUAAAUGAAAUUUUCAUCUCAGAUGACUAUGUGGGUGUUCAUUUUAUGCAGUGAACUUAUGCAAGUAGUUUGUAUACAAUUAUAUCUGGAUUAAGAAUCGUCCCUGCUACCAUGUGUUGCGCUUUUCCGUAAUCUACAAAACAUUAUUUACGGAACGCAAAGUCAGCGACCAACAUUUUUUUUUAUAUGAAAACUGUUAUGUAAACCAAAUCUCACCAACCUCCAUGAUGACGUCUCAAACGAAUUCAUCCGUUGAAGAACUUUUGCGUCAACUAAGUGACGAGAAGGCCAUGGUGCUUUUGCCCGCCAUUUUGUAUGUUGGGAUACUAAUGGUGGUGGGUUUUCUAGGCAAUGGUCUGGUGUGUUUUAUUUUUGUGAGAAAACUGAAACCUGGAACUCAGAAUAUUAUGAUUUUGUGCUUGGCAGCUUCAGAUUUUCUGGUAUGUUCCAUAGGAAUGCCUACAGAAAUAACGGAUAUGCGCUUCGAUUAUACCUUUGAGUCCGAGUUCGCUUGUAAAUUGUUGAGAUUCGUCAAUGCCCUUUCGACUAUAUGGUCAGAUUUUACACUAGUCGCCAUAGCUGUAGAUCGCUAUAUCAAAGUGUGCAGACCCUUUGGGAGGCAAAUGACUGUUCGGGACGCCAAAACGGCUGUACUGGUUUCUUUAUUAAUUGCUAUCUUGCUAUCCUGGCCGAUGCUCUUUAUUUUCGGUACGCGUUCCAAAGAUACGGGAAUACCAGGAUUAUUUGGGAAAGAUUGUUCCACAAGUGAUGCAGUGAAGGGGACCAAUUAUCCGUUAAUAUAUAACUCGAUUCUUUUUGUGUGUUUUGUUUUGGUAACCAUCGUUUUCAUUGUACUAUAUGCUAAAAUUUAUAGGACAGUGAAGAGACAAAAAGUGGUCAUGGACAAAGCUCGAAAAUAUAAUGCAAGUACCGAGGAGUAUGCAACUUCCGAGAGUGUAAACAGGCUCGAUACUUCUGCGGAGUCGGGGAAGCAAAACCAGAUUUCCCCGACGAUUUUCACACAAACUGCUGAUUCAUUGAUAAAGAAUGAUGCAUCUAUGGUUAAUUCGAAAGAAGAUAAAACAGUUUCCGUUGAUCGAACACAUUCCCUUACUUCGAAAGUAAGUGUUGAUGAACCUACUCUUAUGAAAGUGAGCAGUCAUUUUACUGUUGAUCUCCAAAAAAGCGUAACAUCCAUUCUUCCACCUACUGACAUGCUUGGGGUGGAUGCAGAGCGGACAAAGCAAGAAGUCAAGUCAUCUAAGAAAAGUCGCAAAGAAAAUAAACUUGGGCCAGAAAGUCGCACAACUCUAAUUGCUUUUCUGGUGACCAUCGUAUUCGUACUAAGUUACUUACCCUACCUGGGGAUGACUUUCUCCAGUAUCUUUAACAAAGGGUAUAAUCAUCAUCUUCGCGGACCUUCCCUUGCAGCUUAUAACCUGUUCCUACGGUCUUACUUUGUAAACUCUGCUGUUAAUCCAAUCAUCUAUGGUCUUCUCAACCCAAAAUUCAGUCGAGCAGUAAAGGCUAUGUUCAAAGGACCGACUUGUUGUAGACCAAGCAGGAUUUAUGAUCUCGAUUAGUAUAUAUAGUGUUUUGGGGCGAUAGUAUAUUGUGUUGCAAGGAAGAUAUUCUUGAGAAUUUGUACAAAUACAAACACCAACACCCCAUUCAAUACGAUGAGUAGUGAUUGUCAUCAUGAACUAACCAAACUGACAUUCUAGCCGUCGAUUUUUUGAUUGGCGGCUAGAAUUAGGAUGCGUCAACUUGUCUUUAUAAUCUGAGUUAAUGUAUGAUAGAAUAUUCAUAGUGUCAUAUUAAUACAGACACCAAUAAAAUGAUAACAAUA